AAGCGGGAGGCUACAAAAACAUGAACAAGCAAGAUGGCGACCGCCGAGAGACUCAUAUCAAGGUUGGCUGUGGUCACAGGCGGGGGCAGCGGGAUCGGACGCGCCGUGUGUCAGCGCUUUGCCUCCGAGGGCGCCUCCGUGGUGGUCGCUGACAUCAGCGAGGAGUCGGCGAACGAGACCCUGCAAAGCCUGCCGACUGGCCUCAGAGGUCUGGGUCACAUGGCUGCCAUGGCAGACGUGUCGUCAAAGGAGAGUGUCAGGACGCUGAUCACGAGCAUCCAGACUCGCUACUUCCAGCCGCCUUCGGUGUGCGUGAACGCGGCCGGGAUCACCCAGGACGACUUCCUCCUCAGCAUGGAGGAGGAACACUUUGACAGGGUCAUCCAGGUCAACCUCAAAGGCUCUUUCUUGGUCACUCAGGCUGUCGCUCAGGCUUUGGUGGCCUGUGGAGCCGCCAAAGGGUCCAUCAUUACUGUGGGCAGCAUUGUGGGCAAGGUGGGAAACAUGGGACAGGUGAAUUACGCCGCCUCUAAAGCCGGCGUGGAGGGUUUGACCAGGACCGCCGCCAAGGAGCUCAGCAGGUUUGGGAUUCGAUGUAAUUGUGUGCUGCCGGGUUUUAUAUCCACCCCCAUGACGGACAAAGUACCGGAGAAGGUGAUCAGCAAGAUGAAGUCUUUGGUGCCUCUGGGGAGGAUGGGCGAAGCAGCAGAGGUCGCUGAUGUGUGCGCCUUUCUGGCCUCGGAUGAUGCUCGCUACGUCACAGGAGCCAGUGUGGAAGUGACAGGCUGCAGAGCAUCAGCAGACAUGUUCUACACCUGUGGGCCCAACGAAGCUAUGGUGGUGUCAGGAUUCUGUCGCUCUCCUCCGCUGAUGAUCGCUGGAGGCCGAGUCUUCGUCAUCCCUUGCGUGCAGCAGUUACAGAGGAUCUCCCUCAACACUCUGACGCUGAACGUGAAGAGCGACAAGGUGUACACGCGCCACGGCGUGCCCGUGUCCGUCACGGGCAUCGCGCAGAUGAAGAUCCAGGGUCAGAACAAGCAGAUGUUGGCCGCUGCCUGCCAGAUGUUCAUGGGGAAGUCGGAGGCGGAGAUAGCGCAGAUCGCCUUGGAGACGCUGGAAGGGCACCAGAGGGCCAUCAUAGCACACCUGACUGUGGAGGAGAUCUACAAGGACCGCAAGAAGUUCUCCGAGCAGGUCUUCAAAGUAGCCUCCUCUGACCUGGUCAACAUGGGCAUCAGCGUGGUCAGCUACACGCUCAAAGACGUGCACGACGACCAGGAUUACCUGCAUUCUCUGGGGAAGGCUCGCACGGCCCAGGUCCAGAAAGACGCUCGUAUCGGCGAGGCGCUCAACAAGAGAGAUGCUGUGAUCAGGGAGGCCCACGCCAUGCAGGAGAAGAUCUCGGCUCAGUACAAGAACGAGAUCGACAUGGCCAAGGCCCAGCGUGACUAUGAGCUCAAGAAGGCCGCCUACGACGUUGAAGUCAACACCAAGAAGGCGGAGUCAGAGAUGGCCUACCAGCUGCAGGUGGCCAAGACUAAGCAGCGCAUCGAGGAGGAGAGGAUGCAGGUGCAGGUGGUGGAGCGCAGCCAGCAGAUCACGCUGCAAGAGCAGGAGAUCACCCGCAAGGAGAAGGAGCUGGAGGCCAAGGUGAAGAAGCCCGCCGAGGCCGAGAGAUAUCGCCUGGAAAAACUGGCCGAGGCCCAGCGCCUCAAGUUGAUCAUGGAGGCUGAAGCAGAGGCGGAGUCCAUCAAGAUCAAAGGCGAGGCGGAGGCCUUCGCCGUGGAGGCCAAAGGUCGCGCCGAGGCCGAGCAGAUGGCGAAGAAGGCGGAGGCCUUCCAGCAGUACCAGGACGGCGCCAUGGUGGACAUGUUGCUGGAGAAACUGCCCCUGAUGGCAGAAGAGAUCAGCAAGCCUCUGUGUCAGGCCCAGAAGAUUACCAUGAUAUCGAGUGGCGGCGACGUGGGCGCCGCCAAACUGUCCGGAGAGGUCCUGGACAUCAUGACGCGCCUCCCCGACGCGCUGGAGAAGCUGACCGGGGUCAACAUCUCCCAGGUGAGCUCCCGUAUUGGCUGAGGAAUCUCGGCUGGUCUCCUGUUCCUGGACGCCAUUAUCUGCACGGGUCAUUGAACACAUCGUCGGCUCCCUGCACAUUUCUCUCUUUGUUUCGUCGGGUUGUCCUGUUCACCUUCCUUUUCCACUCUGUGUGUGGACACGUGGUGUGCACGUACAAUUUACCUUGUUCUUACUUUUGUUGUUUUUUUAGGUGGCCUGGAAGUGCAAAACACUUUCAUCCUUGAAACAAAUUACAGAAAACCAAAGGCAAAACAAUUUACAAUUCAAGCUGCAAGCAGCGUUGAGAGGGCCAUGACGCAUGCAGUCGCCUUCUUCCCAAAGUCCCAAUCCACCAUCAAACAUUUUAGGAAGAUCGGAGCAUGAGGAAGUAAGUUACGACCGUUAUCAUUUUCCACCACAAGGGGCGAUGUUGGUGUCAAUAUCAAUGUCUAGUCAUGAUCAGUUCUCGACCUUAAAGCCUAAUAUUAGGUUGGAAAAAUAUCUGAUCAUGUUAAGUGCAGUAAUGACAGUUGGAUGGUUGAUGGCGAGGAGCGGUUUUCGCCGCCAGGCUCCGUUCACCACGAAUGGGUGCUAACAGUUACUGACCCAUCCGGGACUACAGGGUGUCAUCAUCAUCAUUUCUACCAAUUAAGAUCAAGAUCUGACUUUGUGGAGCCGAGUUAUAAAUGUUGAAAGUUUUGUGGCAAAGUUGCUUCACAAUUUAUCAUGAUUCAUCUGUCUAGUAUGUGUCAUUUUAACUGCCACUUAUUUGGUCAAAGUUCAUAGGAGUUCAUUAGAGUACGACCCCUGCUUUUGGCCUAAAAAUGGCCGACGGAAACCAAGAUGGCCGACUUCCUAUUUGUUUUCAAAUAUGCGUUUUUGAGACUUUUACCUGCGUCCUGUCAUGAUGGAUGUCUGGAGGGAUUUUCGUGACGAUACGUGAAUCUGGGAUGAGAGGCAUAAUUUUAGAGAGCCAAUUUUUAAAAAGUUUUUCAGGGGUCUGGGCCCCUAAAAUAUCCGAUUUUUUUGAUGCACCAAACAUGCUUGCAAAAAUGGAUGACUUUUCAUGCAUGUUACUGCCAUCUAACGUCCUGGACUUACAACUGUAACUGAGACUCAAAAAUGUUAUAAUAAAACAAGAUAUGACUGGACAACAGUUAUCAUAAUCAGCUCUUUUUUUG
Messenger RNA from Entelurus aequoreus (snake pipefish), 3236 nucleotides. RefSeq names its product flotillin 1a (gene flot1a). The record is from RefSeq and is a predicted model, not a curated record. The transcript has 20 exons. Bases 34 to 2076 code for a protein of 680 amino acids. Gene Ontology annotation, cellular component: plasma membrane. Gene Ontology annotation, molecular function: oxidoreductase activity. Lineage: Eukaryota; Metazoa; Chordata; Actinopteri; Syngnathiformes; Syngnathidae. Gene Ontology annotation, biological process: positive regulation of cell-cell adhesion mediated by cadherin; regulation of receptor internalization; protein localization to plasma membrane.